AUGCUCGGUGACAUUGCUCCCUCUAUCGGGUUCCAGAGAAUAGCAGGGCCACAUCUCCCCGUGGGCACCAGAUACACCUACCGAUUCUCCAGCAACACUGGCACCAGCUUGAUGGGGGCAGCACGGGAGGCAAGUGGCCUGGGCCUCCAGGGCUUGGCCAUCCUUGAAGCGCUAGGCCCAUGUCAGAUGACCUUGUGGCUUCCAGACUUCCAGGUGAUAUCUGUUCUGGGAUCCCAGGUGAAGGUUUUGAAGGAGUCAGAGAAUUUGAGCACAGUGCUGGCCCGCAAUCCUCUUGACUACAUUUUCAGUGCCGGGCAAGUGGUCCACUUGCGUCCCCAUCGCUCUGAGCCACUCGGAGCCUUGUGCAGAGCUGUCCAGGGGGCCACAAGUCUAAGAUCUCCUACCAUCUUCUACCUGGUCUGCUAUGUCACUGCCCAGGUGGGUGAGGUCUGCUGUGGACCCUUAGCCCUUUUGAUUGCUGCAGCUCCUGCUGGUGUACUGCACGAGGCUGCCUGUGAGGAGCUGUACACAGCCAGACCAUUAUUCCAGAAGUCCAGGGCUGUGCACACACUGAGUUUUGCCAUCUCAAAUAGAGACUACAAAGAUAUGAGUCCCAGCAGCCUUCAGUAUGAAUGGGAGGGGACACUGUCCCAAGCCACUGUGGCCAGAGCUGCAUUAGUGAGAAAGCUGUUUGUGGCUCAGCCCAACAGCUUCGAGCCACUAUUGCAGUCUCUGGGGGCCAGCCCAGGUGUCUUCCUUGACAUCUCAGCUCUGGGACACAACCUCUGUUCUGCUCUGGAUGGGCACUACCAACAGCUACCUGGAGUUGGCUCCCUUGUGAAGAUUCUGGGAGAGGUCUUACCUGACAGGUUAUCCUUGGACAAAUGGGUGGGGCUUUAGCUUGUGCUGAAGGCCAUUGGCAAUGCUGCUCUGGCAGCAGUAGCUCUCCCCCCUGUACUGAGCACCUGUGCAUCCCUGAGGGGCAGCUCUCUGAAGAUCUGGCUGGUAGCUAUCCAGGCCUUACGGAGGAUCCCUUACUCUGCAGAGAUCAGUGCUGUCUCUCCUGUACUGUACCAAGCUCCUGAGGAGGACACAGGGCUCCAUGUCAAUGCCUACCAGGCUCUGAUGAAGUGCCCCAUUGAGGAGAUGUUUUCCCAGGUGCAACACACACAGGCAACUGUGCCGUCCACCCAAGUGGGCUCCUUUAUGUGGAGCCACAUCCUGCAGCUGCUGGAGACAGAUGAUCCUCUGAAACAUGACCUUAGGGAUUCCAUCCCCAAAGACAUCCUCAGUCAGCAGUUCCAGAUGGAGACCUGGAAACACGCAUCUUACUCUGAUGUCAUCUUGCACACAAUUCCCAGGAUCCUCUUUUCCCUGGGCGCCAACCUGGAGAGGACCUUCCUCUCCUCUCCCAGCUCCUUCCUCCCUUGUUCUGCCACAGCAAACCUCACUGUCCAUGGUGCUGGCCCGGCCAAGAGUGCUGGGCUUAUGGGACUCCAGUUGGAGAAUGCUAAAGACAUCAUCUCCUUCUGGAGGCAGGAAGAAAAGAGAGAGGAUGAGCCAGGAAACCCUUCAGGACCAAAGCCAGGCCUGGAUGGCUCUGACUGCAGGAGAAAGAUCCAGAAGGAUGAAGGACCUCCAGGAGAAAGUAAUGGCAAGAUGGAACCAAGCUGCCAGCUGAGUGUCAAAAUGUUUGGGCAUGAACUAAGUUUCCUGGGCUGCGCCUCUGGGGGCCACAGGAGGUGCUGGUCUCUGCACUUGGCUGAACUUGCCAUCAAGUUUCUCAAGAAGGAUGACAUUGAGAAGUGUCUCACAGUCAUUGUGAAGUUUGCCACCAGCAUUGUAGCUUUCUUUGCCAAGGAACCUCAUCAAGCCAUGAAGGGAACUGGGAACUGGGACUUGCCAUUGAUCAAAAUUGUCUCCCAUUCUGAAAUCGACAAAAAUUUGUCCCAAGCCUGGGGCUGGCAGCUGUGCACUAAUGUGGCCUGGCCAAAGCCUGGUCAGCCCUCCCUGCUCUCAGCACCUGUGUUCAUGGAUUUGAUUCUGAAGAAGCAAGACCCAGGACUGCAGCUGUACUGCUUCAGAAGAAGAAUCCCAUUGUGUUUGCAGAAGGACAGCUAGCUUCCUGAAGAAGACACAGCCCACCUCUUUAUGGGUACACCCCAGUCAAGGGCCAGGGAUGUUAGGGUGGACAUCAGCUACAGUGUACCCCAGAGGAAGUGCUGGCUCAAGCUACUGCACCCCAAAAAGAAAAUUCAGCUGGACGGUAAGAUGGAGGUUCUCAAGAGUGCACACGUGGGCCAUUUGGAGCUGGUACUUGAUGACAGGGAUGUCUGUUACCUCAAGGCUGUGACCUGCCGAGGUGACACAAUUGCCCCAGAUGGUGGAGAUCACACUGUCUGUGCCCUGUUGUCAAUAUUCCUGAGACACAGGAGGAGAACCUUGAACUUGGACAGCCAAUGACUCACAGCAUCUGCAGCUCACAGGCUCAACUGGCCACACUGGGCCAUGUUCCAGGCUGUCUCAGAGCUGACACUGGCCAGGGCCUGGACCCUCAAGGAUUUGGGCAGUAUGACCUGCAGGAGCCAGGGCCCUGACAGGGAAGUCAAGAUCCAGGUGCACACUGAAGCCACCACGUGGCUGAGAGUUUCCAUGGUGACAGCCUUGAUGCCAGACCUCAUCCACAGUAGGAGUGAGCUUGAAUCAGCCUAGAACAGCCAGGACAGGAAGGUCCUGCACUGCUGGCUAAAGAGCCGACAGGAGCUGAGCCUCACAGCAGCCUACACGCAUAUAGAGAGAGAAGGCCAGUGCCAGCCCCCAAAGACCCAGGUGCUGCUCACAGUCCUGGGGACUGGUGUCCUGGGCCAGCCUUGAGGCCUGCAGCUGGAGGGAGAGAUGGAGCAGAGGCAGCAAGGCAAGACGUUAUACCAGAAGUGGGGAACACUGCUCCUCAGGCACACCUGGCACCUCCUGGUCCCUCAGAGCCUCCUCUUAAAGGGGACCUUCAUGGUAGACAAACUGCAGGCAUCACUGGAGACCAAGGCUGCCCUGAAUGGCCAGGAGGAGGUCCUACACACUGUGGUGUUGGGCUGCCAGGCUGGACACCCCUAUCACAUAGCACCGCACGUCCAAAACAGUGGUCGAGGUGGGGAGCAGUUCUUUGCCCAAGAGGCCAUUAGCCGAAUUGAGAAAGGACUCCAGAAGGAGCGACAACACAAGCAAUGUAGGAGGAGUCACCAGGGCUGGAACAUGAGAGUCUCCCUCUGCCAAGCUGUCUUCAGCAACCCAAGAACCCUUCAUAUGCAGUUGUCCUCCAUGGUCACCUCAGCAAGGGUACAGCUGUUUUCUAAGGUGCUGCUGGACCAGGCCUCAGCACAGCUGCUCCUCAAGACACUGAGGGGAGGCGGAUGCACAAAAGUGCCCCGUGUCUUUAGUCUCAGGAGUGUGUUAAAGCAGAAGAUGACAUUCAGAGAAGGCUCUGACACAGUGUCCACUGACUCAGCCAUGCUGACCUUCCUCCUACAGGAUAAGCAUGAGGACAGCAGUCUGCAGAGCAUGACCUGCACCCUCACUCAGAAUCACAGCCAGGCCUUGCCAGCAGAGCUCCUGCUGAGAGGGCCUCAGCACACCUACACUGGAGACCACAGGGGUCUCGGGGGCCAGGCCAGCAUCCACCGUGACUUGAUCAGCCUGGCCCUGGAUGGGACCUGUACCUGGGAUCCUGGGCAUUGUCAGCUUUCAGGCAUGACUCACAACUUGGGCCCAUUGGGUGAUGCGGAAAUGGCCUCCAAGGCUGGGGCGCAAGUGACUAGUGCCCAGGAGUCCUCCAACCGCUCAGCACAGAUGGAAUUAUGGAUGCCAACCUUGAUCCCUCAGGCCUCACCAUGCCCAGCCACAGACACAGGGCCAUCCCCUUCUCCAUAUAAGGCCAAGAGCACAUCCAGGAGCUCUGGGGGUGUGGCCAGCUUGGGAUGGUCUGUCCUUACCAUGUCCUCAAAGGUCUCUGUGGUUUAUGAUGGUGUCACCAGCUUUGAGCACUCCACAUAUAUCUCAACAGGCCCUAUAUCCAUCAACUGCUCUGUAGACUACUGGGCCCAUGAUGGCCAUCUGGAGCUAUGGGGCCAUAGCCAAUAUGACAGUGAGAUCCUAUUGCAAAUCAGGCUCCUGGCUGGGCUUCUGGAUGAGGACAACCUGCAUGCUGAACUACAGAUACAGGUUACUAUUCCGAGAACUCUGGACCAAGAUAUUCUAUUCUUCCAUGUCCAUGGCCAGAACCAUGCCAACAGGCUACACUUCUUGCUACACUUUUCCAAGGAUGAGACCCAAAGCACCUUUGUCCUAGAGAUGGAAGAAUCCCAUUUCCAUGUCAGUACCAGCUUACUGACUGCUAAGGAUGGUCUAGCCAGUGUCAUCCUGCUGCAAAAGACCCCCCUCCCAGGUGCACAGGCUGGUGUGUGGCUGGGCUCUAAGAGGCCAUGGACUGGUUAUCCCUUUCUCUUCCAGCUCAGCACCUUUCCCACAGGGCUGGCCCUGAGGACUGUCUUCCAGAGAACACAAGGCACCCACAUCCUGUUCCAGGUGAUGCAGUGGGAAGGUAGGGUGGCACUCAAUGGGAGUCUCUCUAGGGCCCUCUCAGAGCUCCUGGGGAAUGUCCAUCUUCAGGGUAAGGGGCUGAGGAGCAGGAGGCAUGGGGUUAGGCAUGCUCUCACUUGCCAUGGGUUGGAGCUCUCCCAACAACUGCCUCUGUCCCUGCCGCGCCUCUGCAGCCUCCACCUCUCCUCCGAGUACUCUAGAGGCAGCCACCAUGGUGACCUGGCUGUGGCCUGGGACAAUAAAGACAAGCUAGGCAGCAGGACUGGCAGGAGACCCUGGGGGUCUGAGGGCACCUUGCUCGGGGAAGAUGAGGGCAGCCACAAUCUAGCCAGCAUCUCCCCCUUAGAGGCGGUGACAGCCUUACCUCUGUUCCUCCCUCGUGCAGGUUCAGCAAUCAAGAGACAGAGGCUCGCCUAUGAUUCUGGAGGUCACCUGGCUGAGAGGUCCUCUACCAACUGUGUGGCCUGGGAGAGCUGCCCAGCUGCCUCGCUAGGUCAGCUCCAGAGAACCUGGGGCCUGGGCCUGCUGCAGGCCUGUGGGACGACUCAGAUCUCGGUCAUGUUCAGUGAGCAGCUUGAUCUCUCCUGGUGCCGACACUAGCUGCAGCAGAACGUGACAUAUGAGAAUCGUCAGCUGCCCCAGUGGAACAAGGUCCAUGCAGAGGCCACUCUAGAGCACAUCCUCUGUGCCAUGUACAGCUUCCAGACUAUAAUGGAAACUGACUAUAUGCACCAGUUACAUCACGCCCUCCACCAGGGGCUUUGCAACUUGCCCAGGUUGAGUCUGCUGAGAAGGAUGGGGUACAGGGGAGCCAGAGGCCCUCAGGAGGGGGAACACCUGGGACGGGAAGGGUGGAAGGGAUCAUACCAGGGUCCGGUGGGGAGGGUCCUUCAAGCCUUCUCAUUCUCUGGGGAGCACAGUCUAGACCAGGAUGCACUCCUGCUGCAUUCUCAAUAUCAGUUGGGUCUUGCUCCAGACCCUGACCAGGGCCUACAUUUUAGCCUCACCCUCUAUAGCCACCACCAACCUAAUGCACCCAAUUCUCUGGCUCCAAGGUCUCAAGGGCAGCAGCUCCUCCUGUUGGGCAGCAUCACUACCUCGGCUUCUCAAAGCCUGGUCCAGCUGGAGAGAAGCAUUGAUAAAAAUGAGAAACUAAGGCUGUUGGUGUCCUGGGCCCUGAGCUGUCUUCAGGCUUCUGCUGCCCAUGAGGAGGGGAACAGAGAAGAGUGUGUGAUGCUACAGGCAUGUGCCCACAGGACAGCUGUGGAGGUGGAGACCCUGCUCCAGAACAAUGGGCAGCAUGCCCAGCCACUGGGGGGCCUAACGCGGGCAGCCAACCAGAGCCUCCUGCUAGUUGCACACAGCUGUCAGGGGGACCCUGCUGAGACACAGCCCCUGAGACCCUUGUCCAGGACUAAAACAGGCAGUGGGGACAUGUCUGUUCCUACCUCAGUCAACUAUGCCAGAGUCCCUGUGCUGGUGGCUGGCCAGGAGCAUACAGAGGUUCUUAUCUGCAGCCAGGAGCUCAGGGACCUUAGGCGAUCACCUGCAGAGCCCCUGGCCACACUGAGGGCCUACUUGGAGGUGAUGCUGCAGCUCCUGGAUGAAGUGUGGCGAGCACAGGCUGAGGAGGUCAGGCAGUGGCUCCAGACCUGGCUGCUAGGCUGCAGGGAAGUUGGAGUAAGGCCCAUCCGGAUGGCCCUGGGAGCCAUGAUGGGUACCCUGGAGCUGGCCACCCACCAUACACUGCCCUGGACUGAGGCUGAGGUCUCCUGAGUCCUGAGGCGGAUCUACAAACCCUUACAGAGCAUGUACAGUUACUCAGCCAGGUAAUCCCUCUGUGUCCUUUCCAGGCUACCACUCCUGCUGCUGGGAGACAAGUCCCUGGAUGUGGCCCAGGUGGCCAGUUACCUGGUGGAGGAGAAACUCCUGCGGCCACUCCGCAGGCUGUACGAGGCUAAUGUGCUGGCUGAGUUCUAUGGGUUCUGGCGGCAUCUACUGAGGAGGCCCUUCAAGCCUAAGUCCUGCCUGGCCUGUCCACCUCCUCCCUGGGAAGGCUUCUGCCUGUGGAAUUACGCUGUGGUGGUGGGCACCAGAUACCACCUGGCUCCCUUCUGCAGCAGCUUCCUGCUAGUCAAGGGCUUCACUCACCAAACAUUCUCUCUGACACUGAGCCGCACGAGCUCAGGCUCCACAGCCCUUCACGUGGAGCUGAACCACACAACCCUCGUUCUGUAUCCUAGCCUGAAGGUACAUGCUCUGGAGUGGGAGCGGCUCCCUGGAGACAGCUGCUGAGGUUUAGACCCACCUCCUGCUAUGCUGAACACUGGGCCCAAGGUUGAGCUGAGCAGCAAGGAUGGUGUGUCUGUCUCCUGUGAUGUGCCAGCAGGCCUCUGCAGCCUGACACUGGGCCUGUGGCACCAUGGUGUUUCUGCUGGCCUCCUGGGUACCAACAAUAAUAAGGCAGAUGACAAGCUAAUGCUGCCAGAUGGCACGGAAGCUGCCAACCUAGAGGAGCUCACGCAGGCUUGGCAGAUGGGUGAGAACUGUGGUGCUGUAAAGAGGAUGCAGGAGCCAUGCUCAGGACACAGUACCACCUGCCAGGCCUUCUUCCAAGAACCCCGCUCCAGUCUGGGGAACUGCUUCCAGGUGGUAGACCCUGAUCUGUUCCUCAGACUGUGUGUCCAGGAUAACUGUGACCUGGAGCUGCAAUCUGCCUGUCACCUGGCAGCUGCCUACAUCUACCUGUGUGCCUUGGCCCUUCCUCUGCAGUGUGGUGAGUUCUCAUCCAGGUUCCAUCCCAAAUGGAAAACCAACGCCAUUCUCUGA
Phodopus roborovskii (desert hamster) is the source of this 7422-nucleotide messenger RNA. RefSeq lists its product as uncharacterized. The record is from RefSeq and is a predicted model, not a curated record. Gene Ontology annotation, molecular function: lipid carrier activity; calcium ion binding; calcium-dependent phospholipid binding. Lineage: Eukaryota; Metazoa; Chordata; Mammalia; Rodentia; Cricetidae. Gene Ontology annotation, biological process: lipid transport.